Molecule: messenger RNA, 494 nt
Organism: Cryphonectria parasitica EP155
Lineage: Eukaryota; Fungi; Ascomycota; Sordariomycetes; Diaporthales; Cryphonectriaceae
Exons: 1
Coding region: 10-219 (69 amino acids)
Source: RefSeq, a predicted model, not a curated record
UCCGCGGCAAUGCACGAUAUCGACCUAGCGAUCGAGCAGGGUCGGGCCGCCCCUGAGCUCUCAGUAAAAGACCAAAAGACAGCUGAUCUUGCCAACCUGGAGCUGCUCAUUAGCAGGGUUACAGAGCAGGCCUGUGAUAGUGGGCCUGGUGGUGGUGGUGUACUGAAGCAAAUCAAAGGUUUCAAUGCGUUCUUGGAGCGCACGGUGGCUGUGCUCUGAGUGGCAGAACAUACCUACCUGCCCACAGAAUCUUGUUUUCGAUCGAUACCCUCUGACUCGGCGAGGCCGGUACAUUUCAUGCUAGUCAAUUGUUGAUACCUUUACAGGACUUACCGUGUUAUCACAUCGAGUGAUUACUUUCCCGGGCUGACGAGUCUUCUCGACGGGCGCAAGCCAGCCUUCAGAGCGAAUCACAAUACGGCGUUAUUAGUUGCGAGAUGUCUGAUCGCAUGUAGCAUCAUAGUUGUCUUCAGUCCUGACUUUCGGUCACUAUC